Papaver somniferum (opium poppy) is the source of this 4359-nucleotide messenger RNA. Its product is annotated as elongator complex protein 1-like. NCBI's taxonomy places the organism in Eukaryota, Viridiplantae, Streptophyta, Magnoliopsida, Ranunculales, Papaveraceae. Gene Ontology annotation, biological process: tRNA wobble base 5-methoxycarbonylmethyl-2-thiouridinylation. Bases 188 to 4165 code for a protein of 1325 amino acids. The record is from RefSeq and is a predicted model, not a curated record. The transcript is spliced from 5 exons. Gene Ontology annotation, molecular function: protein binding; tRNA binding. Gene Ontology annotation, cellular component: elongator holoenzyme complex; cytosol.
UAUCAGGGGUGUACUUCUAAUUCUCCAUGAGAGCAAACCAGUUAAACCCAAACAGAGAAGUUCAUUCACAAUCGAAAAACAUUAGGGCACGCCAAAACCACACUCUUUCUUUUUCUUCCUCUUCUCCAUCUGAGGAGUUCUGUAAUCAAACGAGCAGAGCCUAGGGUUACGAAUCAUCGUAAUCGCGAUGAAGAACUUAAAAUUAUAUUCAGAAAUCACAUCUCAAAUCGAGUUACAAUCCAAAGAUGAAGUACUCACACACUCCGCAUUCGAUAUCGAGAGAAAUCGUCUCUUCUUUGCUUCUUCUGAGAACAUUGUUUACAUUUCUCAGAUUCCCUCUACUCAGGAAUGGCAAAAGACAUCAGUAGCUGAAAUUGAACACAUUGAAUUAGAGCCAGGGGAUACUAUAACAGCACUUGAUUAUCUUAUGGAGAAAGAAGCACUUGUAUUAGGAACUUCAAAUGGUGAUUUGUUGUUACAUAUUGAAGAUGCCCAUGUUACUGAAGUUGUUGGUCGUGUUGAUGGUGGUGUUAAAACUAUUGCACCUAGUCCGGAUGGUGCACUUCUUGCUGUUAUUACUGGGUUUGGACAGAUUUUGGUUAUGACUCAUGAUUGGGAUGUUUUGUAUGAGACUACUCUUGAUGAUCUUCCCGAAGAUGUCGACGGCGAACUUGAUGGUGGUUCUGGUCAGCAGUUUGAGAAUCCUGUAUCUUGGCGAGGUGAUGGGAGAUAUUUUGCUACUCUGAAUGGAGCUGAUUCUUCUUCUUCAUUGCACAAAAAGCUUAAGAUAUGGGAACGGGAUUCUGGGGUGUUGGAGGCUACUUCUGAGACUAAGGCUUUUAUGGGAGGAGCGUUGGAUUGGAUGCCUAGUGGGGCAAAAGUGGCUACUGCACGUGAUAGAAAGGUUGAGAAUAAGUGUCCGUUGAUUGUUUUCUAUGAGAGGAAUGGGUUAGAAAGAAAUUCUUUUAGUAUUGAGGAUCGAGUAGAUGGAUCAGUGGAGAGCCUGAAGUGGAAUUGUAGUUGUGAUCUUCUGGCAACUGUUUUCAGAUGUGAAGCAUAUGAUUCUGUGAAGGUGUGGUCUUUUAGCAACAACCACUGGUACUUGAAACAGGAAAUGAGAUACUUGAAGGAUGACAGGGUGAAGAUUAUAUGGGAUCCAACCAAACAGUUCUCUUUGAUCUGUUGGACAACUGGUGGCAAGAUCACGGCCCAUAACUUUGUUUGGGUGACAUCGGUCAUGGAAGACUCUACAGCCUUUGUCAUUGAUAACUCCAAGAUAUUAGUGUCGCCACUUGCUUUGUCUCUAAUGCCACCACCCAUGUGUUUAUUCAGCCUGAAAUUCCAGAGCCCUGUUUGCAGCAUGGCUUACUUUUCAAAAAACUCAAGGAAUCUUUUGGCUGCAUGUUUGUCUGAUGGAAGUUUUUGUGUUGUGGAGCUUCCUAGUUCUGAUACUUGGGAAGAGUUGGAAGGCAAAGAAUUCAGUGUCGAGGCUUCCAGUUCUGAAGCCACAUUUCAGUCCUUGAGACAUCUCGUUUGGUUGGAUUCAAAUAUUCUCCUUGGUGUUUCUUACCACGGGCCUGCUCGUGACCACUUGACAGUUUCAUCCACCCAGGGAGUCAACCAUUCUCUGACAUGUAGUUUGCAAGAAAUUGAACUUGUGUGUUCAGAGAAUCGUGCACCCGAUAUGGUGUCCUCUUCGGGUUGGAAUGCCAAGGUUGUUAAUCAAAUCUCUCCUGAAGGUUCAGUAAUUGGAAUUGCCCCAAACCCUGCUAAACCAGGCUCUGCUUUUGUUCAACUCGAUGGGGGCGCAGUUAUUGAGUACGCUUCCAAGAUGGGUGUCAGCAGGGGACAGUUGGGUCAGCAUCAACAGAAGCUUGAUCGUAAUGUUGGGUUCUCAUCUUCGUGCCCUUGGAUGAAUGUGGUUCCAGUUCUUGACAGUGGGGUCUUGAAAUCUUUGCUGUUUGGGCUAGAUAGUAAUUGCAGGCUGCAUAUUAGCGGGAAAGUAUUGUGUAACAAUUGUAGCAGCUUCUCGUUUUACUCAAACUCCACCGACCAGCUGAUAACACAUUUGGUUCUUAUCACCGUCCAAGAUUUGCUCUUCGUUAUUAACAUGGAUGACGUAUUGCAUGGAGAUGCAGAUGUUAAAUAUGAAAAUUUUAUCCGUGUUGUAAGCAAAAGGAAAGAAGAAAAUAAAAACUCCAUAAAUAUAUGGGAAAGAGGUGCGAAAUUGGUUGGGGCUCUACAUGGUGAUGAGGCUGCUCUCAUUAUACAAACCAUUCGUGGAAAUUUAGAAUGCAUUUAUCCAAGAAAACUGGUCCUGGAGUCGAUUGUUAAUGCUUUGGUCCAAAGACGUUUCAAAGAUGCUCUUUUAUUAGUGAGAAGGCAUCGGAUUGAUUUCAAUGUAAUUGUUGACUACUGUGGUUGGAAGGCAUUCCUCCAAUCAGCUAAAGAAUUUGUACAGCAGGUAGAUAACUUGAGCCACAUCACUGAUUUCAUUUGUUCCAUAAAGAAUGAAAAUGUUAUGGAGACACUGUACAAAAACAGUCUAUCCCAACCUCAUCCCAAGGGCACAAACGAUACUCCUGUUACCGAGCAGAGUGCCUUUGAUGCGAAAGACAAAGUUUCUUCCGUCUUGCUUGCUGUAAGGAAUGCUCUCGAGGAGCAUGUACCAGAGAGUCCUGCUAGAGAACUUUGCAUAUUAACUACUUUAGCUCGCAGUGAACCUGCUCUUCUCGAAGAAGCUCUAAAGAGGAUUAAGGUUAUUCGUGAAAUGGAACUUUCGGGGCUUGGCGAUCCUCGUCGCAAAAGUUACCCUUCUGCUGAAGAAGCUCUCAAGCAUCUCUUGUGGUUGUCAGAUGCUGAGGCUGUUUAUGAAGCUGCUUUAGGUCUUUAUGAUCUGCACCUUACAGCCAUUGUGGCGUUGAAUUCUCAAAGGGAUCCAAAGGAGUUUCUUCCAUUUCUCCAGGAACUAGAGCGUAUGCAACCUGCAAUCAUGCAAUAUACAAUUGAUCUUAGAUUGCGUAGGUAUGAGAAUGCUCUUAAACAUAUAGUUUCAGCUGGUGAUGCUUUCUAUGAAGAUAGCAUGAACCUAAUGAAGAGUAAUCCUCAACUUUUCCCACUGGGACUUCAACUGUUUGCCCAAAGUCCGAAGAGGAGCCAGGUCCUUGAGGCCUGGGGAGAUCACCUUAAUGACGAAAAAUUCUUCGAGGACGCGGCUGCAAUUUAUCUGUGUUGUCCUUCUUUAGAAAAAGCUUUGAAGGCAUACCGAGGUUGUGGUAAUUGGAAAGGAGUGCUUACUGUGGCUGGUCGUCUCAACCUGGGUGAAAUUGAGGUAGCAAAACUGGCGACCGAGCUUUGUGAGGAACUUCAAGAACUAGGAAAGCCAGCGGAGGCUGCCAAAGUUGCUUUGGAAUACUGUAAUGAUGUUAUCAGCGCAGUAGGGUAUUUUGUUACUGCACGUGAAUGGGAGGAGGCUCUGAGGGUUGGGUUUAUGCAUAGAAGGGAGGAUCUGAUUUCACAAGUGAAGAGUGCAGCUGAUGAAUGUGCCAACACUUUGGUAGUCGAAUAUGAAGAAGGAUUGGAGAAAGUGGGGAAGUACUUAAUUCGCUACUUAGCUGUUCGACAGAGGAGGUUAGUCCUUGCAGCUCAACUUCAAUUGGCAGAUAAGACAAUAGAUGAUAUUGACGAUGAUGCUGCUUCCGAGACUAGCAGUAAUUUCAGUGGAAUGAGUGCUUAUACAAAAGGGAGCACAAGGAAGGGGUCUAGUGCUUCUGUAAGUUCAAAUGCAACAAGCAGGAAAAGAGAUACGAGGCGCCAGAAGCACAGGGGAGGAACAAUACGUGCUGGCAGCCCAGGGGAGGAGUUAGCCCUAGUGGAUCACAUAAAGAGCAUGGCAUUAACCACUGGUGCCCAGCACGAGCUUAAAUCUUUGAUAGUUAGCCUAUUGACGGUGGGCGAAGAAGAUACAGCUCGAAAGCUGCAGCGUGCAGCAGAUACUUUUCAAAUAUCUCAAAUGGCUGCAGUCAAACUUGCUGAAGAUACAAUCUCCAAUGACAACAUGGAUGAGAAAACCCAUACACUAGAAAAUUACAUUCACAAAGUAAGAGGUGAAUUGCCUGUAUCUGACACGAUCUCAUGGCGGUCUAAAGUAUUGCUUCCCCCUUAAGUGUUUAGUUUUCAAACACUUUCACCAUUGUAAUCCAUAUCUUUGGGGUUUUUAUUUUCCCAAAAUGAAUCGCUGUAGUUGCUUUUUUGUCUAAUGUCGGUUUACAUAUUUUGUUUUAACAACUGGAAAGCUUAAUGUUGCGAACUUCAGAGAAGUUUGUUUCUUGAUGUUCAAAUUUAGUCAUCAUUUUCUCU